Molecule: messenger RNA, 1020 nt
Organism: Closterium sp. Naga37s-1
Lineage: Eukaryota; Viridiplantae; Streptophyta; Zygnematophyceae; Desmidiales; Closteriaceae
Source: the annotation of a GenBank genome assembly
AUGCAUGCAGGCACCAGUGCCAUCGAGCAUCUCCUUGCCCAGCCCAACCCCACCAACCAAGGCCUGGCUGUCUCCCUCCCCACCCUCGUCGUCCAGUACCCCUCCCCUCAGCACGAGCAUGGCUCGUGCGCCAGUGCCAUUGACCCGUUUUCCCAUGCCCCGUCUCACCCCGUCACCCCUCCCUUUGUAUCCUUCCCCCUAUCCCUCCUGGGCCUCCCCCCCCUGCAGUUUACGCGCAUCUGGCCCCCGGUCUACGCGCCUCUGGCCCCCGGCUACCCGUCAGCAGUGGCAGCCAUGAGGGCAGGCAACAGUGCCAUCGAACACCUUCUGGCUGAUGCCAACCCCGCCAACCAGGGCCUGGCCCUCUCCCUCCCCACGCUCGUCGUGGGCGGCGGCUACCCUGGGGACUGCGCCCCUGCCGCCUCCAACUACCGCUGGUUCUUUAAAGAGGCUGGUAACCCCAGCUGGGAGGUUGUGCUGCGAGACGCGGGGCAUUUCCAGUUUUUAGACUCGCCGCCGGUGAUCCAGGCGGCUGUGUGUGGGCUGGGGCCGGCGAGGGAUGAGGAUGUGAGGCGGGCUACGAGGGCUUGUAUUGCUGCGUGGGGCCAUGCGACUGUGCCCAGGCAGAGGGGGAAGGGGGUGGGUGGGGGUGGGAGAGGGGCGGUGCCGCAGCAGGGAGGGGGAGAUGGGGGAGUGGGAGCGGAGGAGGAGGGUUGCAUCAGCAUUGGUGGGAGGUGCAGUGGCAGUGGUAGCAGUGGGACGAGCGGGACCAGUGAAGAUACGAGCGGGACCAGUGACGAUAUGGAUGCCGCUGCAGCUGAUAGUUGGAGAGCGGGUGCAGCAAGGGAAAAGGGGCUGGCACAGGCUCCUGCUCCUGCUUUGACCCCGUUGACUGCGGGGGACAACUUGGAGGCCCCUGUGUCAGAUAGGAAGGAUGAGCUGGAGGCCAUGAUGGUUUCAGUUGCUGCUGAGCUGGCAGUGCUUGGAGGGACUAAGUUCACUUCAAGACUGAAACUAUGA